This is a messenger RNA of Orycteropus afer afer, 1782 nucleotides long. It is a transcript of the gene DENND6B, whose product is annotated as DENN domain containing 6B. Gene Ontology annotation, cellular component: recycling endosome. The record is from RefSeq and is a predicted model, not a curated record. Lineage: Eukaryota; Metazoa; Chordata; Mammalia; Tubulidentata; Orycteropodidae. The coding region runs from base 1 to 1782 and encodes 593 amino acids. Gene Ontology annotation, molecular function: guanyl-nucleotide exchange factor activity. The transcript is spliced from 20 exons.
AUGGACUCGCUGUCCGGUACCGGGCCUCGCCGGGCUCGCGGCAGUCUCGGCACGCCGAUCCCGGAGCCUGGCCCCACGUCUGUGCUGCAGUCCUCGGGCCGCGCGGCGCGAGCUCCGUCGCAACCUUGGGCGCGCUUCUCCGCCUGGCUGGAGUGCGUGUGCGUGGUCACCUUCGACCUGGAGUUGGGCCAGGCGCUGGAGCUGGUGUACCCGAGUGACUUCAGACUCACGGACAAGGAGAAGGGCAGCAUCUGUUUCCUGUCCUUCCCUGAUUCGCACUCAGGCUGCCUCGGGGACACCCAGUUCAGCUUCCGCAUCCGCCAGUCGGGGCGGCCUCGGAGCCCUUGCCAUGCUGACGACAGGCAGUAUAGCAGUGGAGCCCCCGUGUCCCUGCAGCGGGAGCCGGCACACUACUUCGGCUAUGUGUACUUCCGUCAGGUGAAGGACAGCUCCGUGAAGAGGGGCUACUUCCAGAAGUCUCUGGUGCUGGUGUCCCGCCUGCCCUUUGUCAGGCUGUUCCGAGCGCUUCUGAGCCUGGUCGCCCCUGAGUACUUUGACAAGCUGGUGCCCUGCCUGGAGGCUGUGUGCAAUGAGAUUGACCAGUGGCCAGCCCCCAUACCAGGGCGGACCCUGAACCUGCCUGUCAUGGGGGUCGUCAUCCAGGUGCGCAUUCCGACCAGAGUAGACCAGCUUGAGUCCAGCCCUCCGAAGCAGUGCAGCCAGGAGAACCUGCUGCCUGCCCCCGUGGUCCUCACCAGUGUCCACGAGCUAGACCUGUUCAGGUGUCUGCAGCCCGUGCUGACCCUCGUGCAGACACUGUGGGAGCUCAUGCUUCUUGGGGAGCCCCUGGUGGUCCUGGCACCCUCACCCGCCAUGUCCUCAGAGAUGGUGCUGGCCCUGACCAGCUGCCUGAGGCCUCUCAAGUUUUGCUGUGACUACCGCCCCUACUUCACCAUCCACGACAGUGAAUUUCGGGAGUUCACCACACGCACACAGGCCCCACCAAACGUGGUCCUGGGAGUCACAAACCCUUUCUUUAUCAAAAUACUCCAGCACUGGCCCCACAUUCUCCGGAUCGGGGAGCCGAAAAUGUCAGGGGACCUUCCUAAGCAGGUGAAGCUGAAGAAGCCCUCCCGCCUGAAGACCCUCGACCCCAAGCCAGGUCUGUACACGGCAUACACGGCCCACCUGCACCGGGACAGGGCGCUGCUGAAGCGGCUGCUCAAGGGUGUGCAGAAGCAACGGCCAGUGGACGUGCAGAGCGCGCUGCUGAGGCGACACCUCCUGGAGCUCACACAGAGCUUCAUUUUCCCCCUGGAGCACUACCUGACCAGCCUCAUGCCCUUGCAGAGAAGCAUCACGCCCUGGAAGACGCCUCCCCAGAUCCGCCCCUUCCGCCAGGAUGACUUCCUGCGCAGCCUGGAACACACGGGGCCCCAGCUCACCUGCAUCCUCAAGGGCGACUGGCCGGGCCUGUACAGGCGGUUUUUCAAGUCCCCCCAUUUUGAUGGCUGGUACCGGCAGCGGCACAAAGAGAUGGCGCAGAAGCUGGAGGCACUGCACCUGGAAGCAAUCUGCGAGGCGAACAUCGAGGCCUGGAUGAAGGACAAGUCCGAAGUGGAGAUCGUAGACCUGGUCCUGAAACUUCGGGAGAAGCUGGUACGGGCCCAGGCCCACCAGCUCCCGGUGAAGGAGGAGACGCUGCAGCGGGCACGGCUGUACAUCCAGACGGUCAUCGGCUCUCUGCCCAAGGACCUGCAGGCGGUGCUGUGUCCUCCCUGA